Molecule: messenger RNA, 1678 nt
Organism: Linum trigynum
Lineage: Eukaryota; Viridiplantae; Streptophyta; Magnoliopsida; Malpighiales; Linaceae
Source: the annotation of a GenBank genome assembly
CUAGAGUAACGCCUUGGAAGAAAUGCUCCAUGUAUAACCUUCAAUCCUUCUUCUAUCUGUACUUCUUCCUCAUCUGUUACUAAUAGAAGAGUAUGUUUGUUAUGUUUCAAUAAUAAAGCACAUAAAAGUGCAAAAAAACACAAUAGAGGGACAUAAUUAUUAACUUACAGUAAAAUGCUAAAAUAUGAUAAAUAGUAAUACAAAUAAUUAUUAGGCGAAAUUGAGGUAGGAUGGUUCAAAAUUAGUACAAGACAGAGCGAGACAAGUUGAAAAUAAUAUUUAUGCCUCGUCUCAUGCUACUACGACUUGAUAAUAACCUCCUCAUCGUGAACCAAGUCGAGUUCCUAACAAGAAGGAUUCAUAUUGGCACACCCGUGUUGGAGCCCCAAAGUGAAAAUAUGAGAUAGUGGUUUUUAUAAGGAAUUUCGUAGAGAGUAUUGCAGACAAAGAUAAUCAACAUGGUGUUUGCCUAGGUGAUUGAUAUUAUAGAACUUCAUUGGAUGAGAAUGAUCAGCAACACAAAAUCGAUGUUGCCCCUAUCUGCCUAUUUUCUCUCCUUCUCAUUGCUUCUUUUCUCUUCUCUUCUCAGGGUAAUGUCACAUGUGGUAGAUGACAUAGUAAGGCCGUGAUAGAAACCCCAUGACUUUUUUUGAUUUUUUUUCUCUCCAUCAAAGCGGUCAGCCCACCUUCCUUCUCAUACUUGCCACUUCUAUAUCUUAUUUGGUCUAAUCUCACCAACUAACAUCUAGGUGGAAACUACGACGUCUAACUUUAAAGUAUUUCUGCAAAAGAUGUCAAGAAAAGCAAUGUGAAGUUUUCAUAGUACUAAGUUUAGGUGGAAUGUUACUUGAACGAUAAACUAAUCAACAACUCUUUUACUUUGGGUAAAUGUCACGUUUGAUCACUGGGAUUACUAAAACGUGUCAUGUUUAGUCACUGAAAAAUUUUAAUAUCAAUAUUGGUCAUUCGAAUUAGUAAAACUGUCCAUGUUUAGUCACUCUCCGUUAGUUUCCGUUAACACCGUCGGUCAAUUGCUUAUGUGGCUAACUGAAGUGCUGAUUCACCUUUUUUUAACCCAUCAAUCACCAAACCCGACUCGCUAGGUCACUCAACCCAACCAAAACAGAUCAUGAUCUUGACCCUUUCCGCCUCUCUCAUCCUUCUCUUCUGCCUACUCCACCUUUUGCUUCUCCCUCUCUUCCUCCAUCGAAGAAACCUGAAAUUGAAGAACCCGGAAUUCGAUUUGCCUCCUCGAAUGUCGUUCUCGAGGUACCCAGCUGCCGCAUCUGCUUCAUGGAGCUACAUAUAUCCUCCAAGCGUCGCCGAAGGCAGUCGUGGAGGGUGGAGACAGCGCGGCGGUUGGAGCUAUCGGUGCUCGAGGUUGACACCACAGCCGCUGGGUGGAAUUUCAUUGGGAAUGGGUUUUGCUAUAGCUUUGAAGAUCCAGCUGAUUUGUCGUCUUUUUCUUCCGCUUCUCUACGAUGGCUAGGGAUGCGGAGAUUUGAGAUAUGCUACUCUUCCUCACGGCUAUCGUUUCCUAUUCUCCUCGUCUCUCUGCUUCUUUUGGGUUGCUGUGAAGGUUUUUCGAUAUGAAAAAAAUGAAAAGAUGGUGAUAAUUUUCUGUGGUUGGCGAGUGGAUUUGUAAUUUGGGUGGUGAAAAUGAAUUGGGCAGAUCUAG